AUGGUCCACCUGAAUAGGCUGCAGCUUCUCUCAUGGGUGAAACGCCCUACACCUUAUCUACAUGUAAGCGAUAAAUCCAGAGAACCUUCCAAGGAGCAUGAGCCCUUUAAGGAUGGUGGUUCCCAGGACAACCUGCUUGAAGGUUAUCCAUACGGACUCGCGCCUCAUCGACACCUACGCUGGUGGCAGAAAGGCCGAUGGCUGAUUAUGGGCCAUGUGAUUCUUUUCGCAAUUUAUGGUGCUGUCCUAGCUGCAGUGGCGAAGAAUGGACUGGAUCCUCGCCGGAAUGGCCUGCCACUCUCCCCUGCCGUGACCGCUGUUCAGUGGGAAAACCACAAGUUCAGCUUGGAGGACCAUAUCACGGAAGAUGGGAGAUUCGUCGGGAAACCAAGCCCAGCACUAGAUAAGGCAUGGCAUGACUUACUCAAUGGUAAGCUUCACGGCUCGCUCUUCUCCGGCUCCAAACAUAAGCCCAACUUACUCCUGUCAAACUUAGCGGAGAACAUCAUCAUCGAGCCGGAAUACAUCGAACACUUGGGGCGAGAGAACCUCGGAGUCGCUGUUCCGGAGGGCGGAGGAUACCUGGGGACUCUGAAUGUCUACCAUGAACUUCACUGCUUGAAGAGAAUUCAUCAGUAUAUGUACCCCGACUACUAUUUCCCGGAGUUCACCGAAAAGCAGGACGACAUGAACCGGAUGCAUAAUGAGCACUGCAUCGACUUCCUUCGUCAAUCGGCCAUGUGCCAUGGAGAUAUCGGGCUGAUAACCUAUCAAUGGAGUCCGGGUUCUCUGCUUCCGAUCGCGAACGCAACCUCCCAUCAGUGCGUUAACUGGGAAAGGCUAGAUCAAUGGACCAAAUCCCGGACGGUGGAUAUGUUGAAACCUGGAUGGCUUGUUCAUCCCAUCCAUGGGGUUGCAUAUCCAAAGGGAGAGGGUGAUAGACUCGGUUUCAUCAAUUAG
This is a messenger RNA of Aspergillus tanneri, 960 nucleotides long. Its product is annotated as oxidase ustYa family protein. The record is from RefSeq and is a predicted model, not a curated record. Gene Ontology annotation, biological process: mycotoxin biosynthetic process. Lineage: Eukaryota; Fungi; Ascomycota; Eurotiomycetes; Eurotiales; Aspergillaceae. Bases 1 to 960 code for a protein of 319 amino acids. The transcript has 4 exons.